AUUCAGGCACUGGUUGUGUACGUAAUGCUGUCUCAGCACACUGGAACACCGAGUGCUGCCAGGAAACUCCAGUCAAAAUGAUCAUUGAAUGUGACAUCCAAUGAGAACAUCCUACCAGUGCAGGAUGGAGGUGGAGAGUCAUGUUCAAAAUGAAACUGCCUUGCAGCCCCUGAAAGACCACUGUGACUAUCUGAUGGACUCCAUUGAUGCUCAGCUAAGCCAACUGCAGGUGUCCGUAUUAACUGACCACAGAUGGCCAGCUGCUAGCAGUCUGACGAAGAGAGAUCCCUUCAGGAGCACAACAAAACCUUCUGGAAAGACAGGAACUUUGAAUACCAGUCAGUCUGGCACUCGAUUUACAGGAUUGGGUAGUGCCAGUGGUACUGAUGCCCUGUCAGACACAGAAGAGCUGACCUCCAUGAGACAAGAAGGUAACAGUGCUUCAGAAUGUGAAGGAGCCUUGAGUCGAAGUGAAGAUCAGAAUGUUACAGCAAUGUUCAAUCUAAGUCCAGAUUUCAGAAGAAGCCAGUCCAAUAUAACGUUGACUGAGUUUGCGAGACCAGGAGCAGCGGCAGAUGGUGAGUCCAGAAAGGACCAGUAUGAGUGGAGAGUGCAACAACUACUGGGGCCACAGCACAUGGAGUCCCAACAAUAUCAGAGUGACACCAACACAGUGGACAGCAUUCGGACAGAAGACUUUGCUCUGCGUUUUCAUGAGGGUAUGGUAGAUCCGGCUUUGAACUUCGAUGCAGAACCAGACAGUGAACAGAAUUCAUUCAUCAGCAGAAGUGCUUCCUGCAGUGAACGUUCUCUGGAGUAUGCCUGCCUUGAAUCUAACAUCCAACCAGGAAAUCUGGCAAGGAAAGUCUGUGGCCAUCCUUGGAAGCAGAGACUAUUCAGACGGGAAGCGAGCAAUACGGAAUGUGCUCAACUUGACUGCACAGCCAAGCAAGGUUGCUGUGGAGUUCUUACAGAAACCUCUGCAAGAAUUCACCUGGCUCAGAGUCAGACUAGUGCAGAGCAGGAUGAGUUUGUUAGAAAUGCCACUCCUCGAUGUGAUCAGGAUGGCACGGGAGUUGAUGGGCCUGUUAAUUCAGUAGCUCAGAGGGUAAAUGAUGUGCAACAAUUUCAGGAGGAUUUAGCGCAUGCCCUGCAAAGGACCAGGGAUCAGGCUGGGACCCUUCGGAGACAACAGGCAAAUUCUAAGGCCUUGACCAGAAGAACUGAGAGCGUUGAGUCUUUGGGUGGCAGAAUUUCAAAACUCAGCCAAUUCAACUUGUCAGAGCAAUCACUGCAGCGGAGGACCUUUCCAAUCCAGAUUGCAAAUCCAUGCAGGGAAUCUAAUCGAUUGACUGGGAAUGGUUUGGAGACCAGCAGCUCCCCAGUAUCUGAUCUAGGCGUGUUGACCCAAGAGGAUCGAGGAACUAAUCUUGCGAGUACUGGUAUAAAAAUGAAGGGGCCACAGAAAAGCCAGGCAGAGAGUCCAGAGAGGCACAGCGGAGGCCAUAAUCCUGAACUCCAGGGCCUGUCAAAAGAAGGUACUGGUAACUGGAGGCCAAUGGAACAGGAGAGCUCAACCCCCAAUGACAAGCCUCUGCCGCCCAAACUGGAGGACAACCAGCAAGAUGCUGUGACAGUGAAUAUGAACAGAACCCUCUCACCGUGCCACAUGAUACCCACUUUGGGCCCUUGCUGUACACAGCCUGUCAGUUCUUCACCUGCACACCUUACAGGCAGUUUCAACUAUUCAGGUAAAACAAAUACUUCAGGCCAGUGGCAUCAAAUAACCAGUGCUCCUUCUGCCUUUGAAUCUCAGCUUUUGGAGAGUGAAAGUUGCCAGGCCGCUGCAGUCAGUCUGUCUGGAUCUGUGCCCUUGUCAAUGGGUCACGCCUGGAAAGGGGAUUGUGACAGUAAGCUGGUUUCAUGUCACGACUCAGACGUUGCACACUCUGCAUUCCAUCCCAGGAGGAGGGUGCAUUUGUCACAGGGCAAGCAGACAGGCGCCAUCAAUGUUACUGAAGUGAGACGGACACGUGUGCGAAGCAACACAGAUGGUGCCCACAGAGAAGAACUGAGACGCCAUGGACUGGGCAAUUUCAGAGUUAAACCAACUUCACGUAGAACAGGAGAGCUUGAUGCAAAUGUGAGUGGGAGUCAUAUUAUGAAGAAACGCUGCCAUUUCCAGAAGGAGCUGGGCAGGCAUUCGAGCAUCAAGAACCUGACUGUGGAUGAAAAUGAUUUCGAGCAAUUCUUCAGGGAGCCAGGCAGCAAGUGGAGGACCAGCAGCCCUUCAAAAUGGAGUUCCCAAGUGUCAGACCAUACGUGGAUCUGGAAUAGAGCCCCUGAGAUAUCCAACUUUUAUAGGCAAGCCAUCCAGUCCUCGAAGGAAACAGUGGAGAAAGGUCAACAGGAUUCAGUGACCCUGGAAUCCCGACAGCGUGAGACACAGAACAAGGUCCCCAAGACCAGCAUGGAGCUCGCUAUGCCAGCAUUUCAGCGAGAUGGCUGUCUGCAGGAAUUGCAAGAUCUCGAGAUGGAACUUGACUUAAAGCAACACAGCGAACUGAGACAGAGGAAUGCACAGAUCGCAGCACUCACCCAGGAGCGAGAUGACUUGAGGGCCCGUCUACAACCACUGGAUAGCAGUUUGUCCUUCCAGGAGCCUCGAGAUUCGGACAGGAAGCUCAGGAACACAAAGAAUGACUCACUGACAGAGCAGCAGAGCACCAGAUUCUGGAUGAAACAGCUGCAACAUCAACUCGAAGAGUCUGAGGUGAGAUUGGAGCAGAGGACAGCCAAGAUCACUCAGUUACUGGAGAAAAAUGACAGCCUGGAAUCACAGGUCAGGGAACUGAAGAGGAUUCUGAAGGUUGAGCUGACAGAACGUAACCUGAAGAUCAGCGCCCUGGAGAAACUCCUCUCAGAGAAGGAGUUGGAGCAGUUGAGGCUGAGGGAGAUGGUGAUGGUAUUGAGAGCAGAGAAAGAGGCCCAGCUCUCCGCCAUAGAAACUUUAAGAGAGGAGCACGCACGACAGAUCGCUAUAAACGCUGUGGAAAAGCAAUGGGAGCAGAACAAGCAUGAAGAAACUUUGAUCCUGCAAGAACAGGACCAGGGUCAGGCAAAGUCGAUGAAGAAACUGAGUGAGGAGCUGAAGCAGGAAGCAAUGGAGUCGGUUCCAAUUGCCUUAGAUCUUGAAAACAAGAAUUGGGAAGCAGAUCUGAAAGAACAGCUCCAACAGCAUGGUCCGUCUCUGGAAGAGGUGAAUGGGAGAGCCAUUAAACAGGCCAACGAAGACCUGGAGAAAGAAAGGAGAAACUCACUCGCCUUACAACACAAAUUAGUUGAAUUGCAGAAGAGAAUCCAGGAGCUGGAGGUCCACAGCCACUCCCUCCAGCAUAAGACAGAUCAGGCCAUAAGUGAUCUGAAGACUCAGAUGACUGAAGAAAAAGAAAAGGAGAUCCAACAGCUCAGGGAGGAGAUUCAAUUGGGAAAAGAAAAAGAAAUGGAGAGAAAUUCAAAGAUGGAGGAGGAGCUGCAUAUCCUUUGGGCCAAGAACAAUGAAGCUUCCCUCAAAGAGAAAGAAGCCAGAAUGCAGGAGGAGCAGGCAGAGAUGUCCUUUGUGUCUGAGAUCAAGGUGGAAUGUGAACGCAUUCGAGUGUUAAUACAGAGUACACAGAUGCAAGCCCUGCAGAGAGUUAUAAGCCCAGCCUGCAGUAAACUGAGGAGCCUGACACAAAUGACAUUAGGAGACGCUAUUCAUGCACUGUGCAGAGCCAGUGAGGAUCUGCGCCAACUCGUGGUUGAGCUGCAUCAGGAGCUAGAGAGCCAGCGCUUUAUGGUACAUCAUCUCCAGGCGGACAAGGAUGAUACCAAGCAGGUCAGCAAGCUACAGAGGCAACCACUGACUGAGUCUGGGAGAGAAAAGGAACACACGCUUCAGGAGAGGAAGAAUGAGUUACCAGCAGUCCAGAGGACCAUGACCAAAUGGGACAAUGUGACUGCCUGCAAACACACCCACAUGUUUGAGGAGAAGCGGAAUGUAAAGAAGAUCUACAAAAACAGAAAUGAAUGUCAAAAGAAGAUGGAAAUGCAAAAAAAUGAAAUCCAUCCCCUGCCUUUGGAACACAUUGAACCUUCUCCUUUGUGGUCUGCCUCUACCACAUCAGUGACUCCCUCUGCAGUGAUCUCCUACAAGCAGAAGGAUUUUGGGACACUGAAGCUGCUAAAACACUUGCAGAGCCGUGUGAAACAACUCAGAGCAGAAAACAACAUCUACUGUGGUACCAGUCUGAAGGAUGGGAGCAUUCUCCAUACCAAGACUGGCAGCUCGUAUACAGAGACAGAAACAAGUCGGGUAACACCGGAAAGAUCGUUAACCUGCUCCCUGGGAGAGGAAAGCAGCAAGUGACAUUUGAUUAUCACUCAAGAUGUAUGCUUGACCAACUCUUCCAUUAAAGGAGGCCACAGAGCAAACGAUGGUAGAAUGAGACCUGUCAUCUUGUUUCAGAGAGCUCUCACUCUUGGUGAACAGACCACUGCAGCUCAGCACAGUUGUACUUUGAGAAACAGGACAGUAGCGCACACUAAUUAUGUCUUGACUUGAAUAUACACAGCUGUGUGUGUCCAACGAAAAGGCAAAUGUAAUGUUAUUGUAUGGAUGGUGCCGAUUGUGUGUUUAGCAUUCUGCAUAGAAUUAAAAUUGGAAUAAUGUAAACAUGUGAUGUCCCAUGAGUAUUUUUGAUUUUACUGUUUAUCUCCCUUCUACCACCCCUUCCUCCUAAAUCUACAUACCUCCAGU
This is a messenger RNA of Chiloscyllium plagiosum (whitespotted bambooshark), 4798 nucleotides long. RefSeq lists its product as uncharacterized. The record is from RefSeq and is a predicted model, not a curated record. Lineage: Eukaryota; Metazoa; Chordata; Chondrichthyes; Orectolobiformes; Hemiscylliidae.